Molecule: messenger RNA, 2255 nt
Organism: Cajanus cajan (pigeon pea)
Lineage: Eukaryota; Viridiplantae; Streptophyta; Magnoliopsida; Fabales; Fabaceae
Product: putative WRKY transcription factor 35
Biological process (GO): regulation of DNA-templated transcription
Cellular component (GO): nucleus
Molecular function (GO): transcription cis-regulatory region binding; DNA-binding transcription factor activity
Source: RefSeq, a predicted model, not a curated record
GUGAAAAGUCAGCGUCUCUGUCUCUCUCUCUAUAAACCCAUUCUCUUUUGUUUGUUAUUGAGAGCAACAAUCAGUUUCAACCUCCAAAAACCUGUUCCUUAAUUUGCUUUUUCUUGCUUCUUAACAGCCAAAAUCCCUUCUCCCCAGGACAAACCCUUUCCCCUUCUUAAUCCUAUCACCCCUUCACACACCAAACAAACACAAUUGCAUGUCUCAAGCACCAACAUCAUAUAUCUUAUCUAGCUAUAUAUGCUCCACAACAUGUUCCUUUCCUCCUCAUGCUUGAACAACCUCAAGCUCCUCUUCUUGUUCCACCAAUAGGAGAACAAGAAGCAUGUGCAUCAGCCCCAUAAUCAUGGACAAUUACCAAGGCGAUUUAACUGACAUAGUCCGAGCCAGUGGUGGAGCAGCAUCGUAUGCUAGCAGCACCUGCAGCACAGGAACAGCAGCAGCAACAUCAUCUCAAUUACCUACCACCCUCUCUCAUAAUGAUCACUGGCACCAACACUUCUCUUCUUCUUCUUCUGACCCCAACAUCGCUUUCUCUUCUGUGCUUCAAGACACCAACUUCGGGGAUCCAUUCUCAACCAUGAGAGAUCCCUUUCUCCACGAGCUUGACAUGCCUUCAGCUUCUGCCACCUACUUCACUGGAGCCUUGGAAGAAGCAGCUCCUACUUUUGCUGCUGCUAAUAACACUAGUACUUCUUCUACUGUUUUUGCUCAGGAACAUGACAUGAUGAGAAGGCCUUGUAAAAACAUAUUCUCAAACAUGAUUCAGAUCUCUCCCAAUGCAAAGUUACCCCUCUCACUCUCAUCCUAUGAUUCCACACCCUUGGCACCUUCUCCAAGGCCAAUUAAGCCUCCUGCUGUGGUUCCUCCCAACAUGGUUAAUGCAAACUCCUCCAAGGAUUGCCUUGUGGACACCACAGGAGUGCAGAUCUCAUCUCCACGGAAUACGGGUCUUAAAAGAAGGAAGAACCAGUCCAAAAAGGUAGUUUGUAUUCCUGCACCAGCAGCUGCAAACAGCAGACAAACCGGAGAGGUUGUUCCGUCAGAUUUGUGGGCUUGGAGAAAAUAUGGUCAGAAACCCAUCAAAGGUUCACCUUAUCCCAGGGGCUAUUACAGAUGCAGCAGCUCAAAGGGUUGUUCUGCGAGGAAGCAAGUUGAGAGGAGCAGAACAGACCCAAACAUGUUGGUCAUUACAUACACUUCAGAGCACAACCAUCCAUGGCCAACUCAAAGAAAUGCUCUGGCUGGUUCAACCCGGUCUCAGCCAUCCAAGAACAACAAUGCUUCUAAUUCAAAGGGCGCAACAACAAAAGCAAAGGAAGAGCAUCAGCAAGAGAGCAACAAUAGUGAGGGCAAUGUGUCACCAGUUGUUGGUGGAAACUCAGCAAACAGUGUGAAGGAAGAGAAUAUGGAAGACAUAGAGAAGCAGCUUGAGAUGGAUGAGGGAGAGUUCAGUGAUGGAUUGCCUUACAAGCCAUGUUUAAUGGAUCACCAGAGUAAUAACAACCAAUCUGAGGACUUCUUUGCAGAGUUGGGAGAAAUAGAAGCUGACCCACUUGACCUUUUGUUCACUCAAGGUUUUGGUGCAGCUGGUGAUGAUCAAAGGGAAUCCAAGGCCUUAGAUCCAUUCCAUCUGUUUGAUUGGUCAGGAGACACCAAUACCAACACCAACACCACCAACAACAACACAAGCUCAUUUGAAGAACCUAAUAAUAAGAGAAGGUCAUAGCAAGACCUAGAAAAAAGGCAUGCAGCACCUCCCUCACAAAACAUCUUAAUAUCAUCAUAUCAUAUCAUAUCAUCCUUUUAAGUAUUAUUAUUUGGUGGUGCAAAUAUCAUACAAGGUCAUGUUAUGCUCCUUUCUUACUUGGUUUGGAAUUUGUCAUGUGGGGGAGGUGUGAGAGAUUUUCCACACUUUUUCUGCUUACUACCCUUUUCUUUUUUCUUGUUAUUUACCAGAACAGUCAGGAAGAUAAAAUUAGUAGAGUGAAAAAAAAAGAGAGUGCUGGUUGAUUGGAAGCAAACUCAAGGAGUCCCACAUUCCUUUUGGAAUAUUGGUGGAUGGGACAGAAAGCUGAGGAACAGAAGGUUGCAACAGUUAAAACAAGUACAUUCACUAUAGACAUGACUCGAAAGCUCAGUGAGUAGAUUGAUGAUGAUAAUGGGAUGGGACUAGCCCUUUCAUCUUUUCAAGUGGGAAAAAUUAUUUAAAAGCCACACCCUUGCUCAUGUGGGGUUUUUUUUUU